AUGACUGAAAGAGCUCAAAUGCACCAGCAGGCUGACCUUCUUGCUCAAGACUCGGGAGCGGGUCCUCCUGCUAGUCAUGUUCACACUGACCGGUCAUUUGAUCCUCGAACUUCUCUUGAGGACUAUAACCGCACUAUGUUGGAAUACACUCAACGCCAAAUGUCCUCUUUUGUUGACCUCGACACUACCCGUCGUGAUGGUACCAGCAGUCGCAGUAGUCAAAGCAGCGGCAACAGUGGAAAUAGCGGCACUUCUUCCAACGGUGUUCUAGCCAGUAAAGCUAAUGGACCACCACCAACUUCCGCGGGUUCCUCGGCUGAUGCGAAACGGUUUAAGACACCUCGUACAUCGUCCAAUCAUGUCAGAUCUGGCUAUUAG
Penicillium malachiteum is the source of this 378-nucleotide messenger RNA. RefSeq lists its product as uncharacterized. Lineage: Eukaryota; Fungi; Ascomycota; Eurotiomycetes; Eurotiales; Aspergillaceae. The transcript has a single exon. The record is from RefSeq and is a predicted model, not a curated record. The coding region runs from base 1 to 378 and encodes 125 amino acids.